AUGGAUAUGGGAGCAAAGAAUAUAAAUGAAGAAAUUUUUGACACGCUCAUCAAAUACAAAGAUUGGUUUUCUUGUCUGAUCAAUGCUGUCAGUGAACCUACGCUUAACCAGACGGAUCUUGUACAAAGAUUUAGUGAUCUUAAAGAUAAUGUGCUUAAACAGUCUGGGGCAUCAACUACACAGCUCCCGUCGUCAUCUACGAAAGCAUGCGAUACUAAACAUUCUUCAAUCCCUGAUGGCAUGAGUAUUUCAGAAUUUCAAGAUCGAGUAAAUCUCGUCAACGACGAACUAGCUGUCGCAAUGAAAGACACGUUUGUACGUCGUAUAAAUGCCAGGUCCUUUUUACGAUACACCAAGAUGUAUGAAAGCGGUAUCUUUACUAAAGAAGAUUACAGUUACUUCGAUUUAGCGGGUAAAGAAGAACCGUCAAAUUUAAACGGAUAUAUUUUCGACACACUGAUCAAGUACAAAGGAUGGUUUAACUGCUUAAUCGGCGCUGUUGGUCAUCCCUCUCUAAACCAAGAAGAUCUGGUCGGAAAGUUUACAGAAUUGAAAGAUGAGGUUCUGGAAACGUUGAUCUCAAGGUCAAAGGCUACAUCUUCGUCCGUCAUUCAAACACAAGCGAAGAAAAAAGCAAUAAAAACAUCUGAGCCCAAUGAAACAUUGACAGAAAAAUAUGGUAAUUGA
Molecule: messenger RNA, 687 nt
Organism: Physella acuta
Lineage: Eukaryota; Metazoa; Mollusca; Gastropoda; Physidae
Source: RefSeq, a predicted model, not a curated record